GAGGAGGCGGCGCGCGCGCGGAGCGGGAGCACGUGGGGGCGCCGCUCGGCUCCGAUCCCGAUCCCGGUCCCGAUCCCGAUCCCGGCCCCGAUCCCGGCCCCGAUCCCGAUCCCGGUCCCGGUCCCGAUCCCGAUCCCGGUCCCCGUCCCGAUCCCGGCCCCGAUCCCGGUCCCGAUCCCGCCAUGGAGGAGCCGCCGCCCGAGCAGCCCCCGGCUGCUGAGCAGGAGGCUGCGGAGGCUGCGGCCGGCCCCGAGUGGAACAUCCCUCCCAACGCGCCCGCCUGCAUGGAGCGGCACCUGGAGGGCGCGCACUACCGCGCAGACGGGGCCCUGUUGCUGGGCGCCUCGGGACUGAACGGGCGCUGCUGGGCCGGUUCCCUCUGGGUGUUCGCCGACCCGCGCCGUGCCCCCAGCGAGGGUUUCUGCACCGCCGGCGUCCAGACCGAAGCGGGUGUCGCCGACCUGUGCUGGGUGGCUGACAGGGGCAUCCUGGUGGCCUCCGACUCCGGCGCCGUGGAGCUCUGGGAGCUGGAUGAGAAGGAAACCCUCAUCGUCAACAAGUUCUGUAAAUACGAGCACGAUGACAUCGUGAUGACGGUGGCCGUCCUGGCCGGCAGCACCCACGUUGUCAGCGGUGGCAGGGACUUCUGCGUGAAGGUCUGGGACCUCCCGCAGCAGACGGUGCUGCACUCCUACAGAGCUCACUCCGAUGCGGUGACAUGUGUGGCUUCCUGUCCUGGUAAGGACACCAUGUUCCUGUCCUGUGCGGAGGACAACAGAACUUUACUCUGGGACACCAGAUGCCCCAAACCAGCUACUCGAAUUGUUUGCAGUGCCUGUAAUCACCUCCCUACCUCAGUCAUGUGGCAUCCACACAAAAGUGACAUCUUUGCUCUGGGUGAUGAAAAUGGAACAGUUGCACUCGUAGACACAAAGAACCCUGAUUCUGCCCUCAGCUCCUCUGUGCAUGCCCGGAAUAUCACGGGGUUUGCGUUUUCUACACAUAGUUCACCCUUACUGGCUUCAAUCAGUGAAGACUGUUCAGUAGCUGUUCUUGAUUCAGACCUCUCAGAGGUGUUCAGAAGCCGUUCUCAUCAAGACUUUGUGAAAGGCUUAUCAUGGUCUCCUUCAGACAAUGCCUUGCUCACUACAGUUGGAUGGGAUCAUCAGGUUUUACAUCACACUGUCCCCAUACCGACUGCUGAAGCUUCUGGAGUCAACUGUGUAAAGGAAUAGUUUUAUAAACUCAUGGUCCAAAUUC
Molecule: messenger RNA, 1260 nt
Organism: Pezoporus occidentalis (night parrot)
Lineage: Eukaryota; Metazoa; Chordata; Aves; Psittaciformes; Psittacidae
Gene: WDR77
Product: WD repeat domain 77
Exons: 10
Coding region: 183-1235 (350 amino acids)
Biological process (GO): oocyte axis specification
Cellular component (GO): methylosome
Molecular function (GO): protein binding
Source: RefSeq, a predicted model, not a curated record